Molecule: messenger RNA, 2097 nt
Organism: Scophthalmus maximus (turbot)
Lineage: Eukaryota; Metazoa; Chordata; Actinopteri; Pleuronectiformes; Scophthalmidae
Product: solute carrier family 2, facilitated glucose transporter member 9
Exons: 12
Coding region: 84-1559 (491 amino acids)
Biological process (GO): monosaccharide transmembrane transport
Cellular component (GO): membrane
Molecular function (GO): hexose transmembrane transporter activity
Source: RefSeq, a predicted model, not a curated record
AAAAAAGUUAAUCAUAACCAGCUUGAAUUACUAAACUGAGUCCACCAUGUAGUCUGGACAUAUGUCCAUACCAGGGAGACCAAAUGGGAACCUUCCUGCAACUGCUGACCCGUGGCAAUGCUCUGUUGCUCAUCAUUAUUUUGGGAAUUGGAGGAACCUUUCAACAUGGCUACCACUUGACUGGUUUAAGUUCUCCCUCCCCGUACAUACAGCGUUUCAUCAACAGCAGCUGGUACGACAAAUAUGGCGAGCCUCCACCUGCACAGACCGUCACGAUGAUCUGGUCUCUCAUUGUGUCCCUAUUUGCUGUCGGGGGACUCUUUGGUGCUGUCAGUGUCAAAUUGAUCUCAGGCAGGCUGGGAAGAAAAAAGGCGGUGAUCUUGAACAACUUUAUUGCCAUUGUUGCGGGAGGGAUCAUGUUGACAAGUAAAAUGGCCAAUUCUUAUGAGAUGGUCAUCGUAGCAAGGAUCCUGCAUGGCUACUCAGCAGGUUUGGGAUUGAGUAUCCAUGUGAUGUACCUCGGAGAGAUUUCACCCAGAAAGAUAAGAGGCAUAGUGACUUUCACCGCAGGGACCUUUUUGUCCCUCGGCAAACUGUCUGGGCAGUUCUUUGGAUUAAGCGAGAUCCUCGGUCGUGAAGAGCUGUGGAACAUCGUUCUCUGUGUCCCUUCAUUUUUCUCACUGGUUACUGUCAUAGUCUUGCCUUUUCUUCCUGAGGCUCCCAGAUACCUACUCAUAGAGAAAGGUGACGAUAAGGCCUGCAAAAAAGCCCUCCAGAGUCUGUGGGGCCAGGGCGACUACAAGGAAGAGAUGGAUGAGAUGUUGGCUGAGCAGUCAGCCAUGAAAGCAGCACCACCAAAAAGCCCCCUGCAGCUGCUGGGGGACAGGUCUGUCCGAUGGCAGCUCAUCUCCAUAUCCCUCAUCUUAUAUUGCAACCAGCUGUCAGGCACUUCUGCAAUCAACAUCUUUUCUUUUGACAUCUUCAUGGAGGCGGGCAUUCCAAGAGACAUGAUCCGUUACAUCACUCUUGGUAUUGGAGUAUCUGAAACCAUCACCUUAAUCUCCUGUGGUCUGAUGAUUGAGCGUACAGGGAGGAAGCCAUUGUUGUGGGGGGGAUAUGGUGUCAUGUGUGUCUGUUGGUUGUUGGUAACUGUCACGAUGAACCUGAAGGAUUCCAACUAUUGGGCUCCUUACCUUACUGCUGCUUUGAUCAUCAUCUUCAUCAUCUUCUUUUGUGGAGGGCCUGGGGGAGUGAUAUCUACUCUCAACACUGAGUUAUUCAUCCAGUCCAAUCGAGUGGCAGCGCUCGUCCUCACAGGAAUCCAACGUUGGUUGAUGUUCGUUGUUGUGGGUCUAGUCUUUCCAUUCCUUAUUACUGCCCUCGGCUCAUACUCCUUCGUGCUGUUCGGCUGUAUGUGCCUGCUGGGUUUUCUGUACACCUUCUUCGUCCUGCCGGAGACAAAAGGGAAGACGAUCUUUGAGAUCUCUGAGGAAUUCAAAGCCAUCACUGUCUGUGGAAAAUCCUUUGCAGAGAACAAGAUUGUGGAGACCAAGUUGUAAGGCCAACCAGAUACAGUAGCUUUACAAACUGUUGUAUGGAAUGAACUGAAGGGACAAUAUUUGGGAUUUGUUAAAGUGAUUUUAUUGGUGUCAACCAAUAAAAACCUCAUCAUAACAUGGAGAAAACUAUACACCCCAAUAGAUUGAUCUAGAAGCAAUGCCUGAGUCAGUCAACUCAGUAAACGAUAAUGAGCCAUAAGUGUUUUACGCUUUGUGACUGUAUGAUUUUUAAUGCAUCUCUAUUACACAGCAGAAUAGUUUUCUGUUUUCAGGAGGAUUUUUUUUUUUGGGAUCAUUCCACACCGGAAACCCCAACUUUAACACCUAGCAUAGCAAAUAACUGCUGAAAUAAACAUUUAUAACUUUUUAAAGAUAAUAUUCUAUGAUGAUAAUGAAGCAUUUCAAAUGCCUAGAUGUGAUUUUCUUCAUUUAUGAUGUUAAUGAUAAAAUGAUAUGCCUCUGACUUCAGAGGGUUGGUAAAGUAUGACCUUUUGAUUUUUACAGUUUACUUUUAUUAAAACAAGCCCCAAAAAUCUCA